GAUUUUCUAAAGUUUCAAAUUCGUUCAUUAAUAUUGUUUAAGAUGAAUAUCUUUGAAUGGUUAUCAAAAGGAUUGUUACCACCAAAACCAGAUCCUAGAUUAGAUACAUUUCCUUUAAUGUCUUCAUGGACACCUACAGCUUUAAUUACAUUAACUUAUAUUAUUGGAGUAUAUGCAUGGAAAGCUGAAUGUUUGAAAAGACAUAAAAAUCAACUUAAAAACAAAGAGGAAAUUAAUUCUAUCAUGAAAAAUACUAAAUCAUCAUCGAAUAAUAUGAUUAAACAACUUAUGAUUCUAUAUAAUGUGAUAAUGGUUAUCUAUUCUGCUAUUAUCUCAUUCACUACUAUGUGGGCUGCAUAUAAUUUGGGUUAUGGAUUAGGUUGUGUAGAACUACCAGAUCCUAAUGAUAAAAGAACUGAUAUACUUGUAUGGGUUGGAUAUUUUUUCUAUGUAUCUAAACUUGUAGAAUUGUUAGAUACUGUUUUUUUCUUAUGGAGAGGUAAAGUUGAUCAAGUCACAUUUCUACAUGUAUUUCAUCAUGCAACUAUGCCACCAUCAAUUUGGUGGGGAGUAAAAUAUGCACCGGGUGGUGUAACAUUUAUGUUUCCAUUGAUCAAUUGUUUAAUUCAUGUUGCUAUGUAUACUUAUUAUGGAUUAGCUGCUGCUGGUGCAAAUCGUUAUUUAUGGUGGAAAAAUUAUUUAACAUUAGCUCAAAUGAUUCAAUUUAUUAUUUUUAUCUUUCAUCAAGGUCAAAUCUUUCUACAAUCUACACCAUGUAAUUAUCCUAAAAUAUUCCCAGCUGCUAUUGUAUUAUAUGCUACAGUAUUUUUAAUAUUAUUCUCUAAUUUCUAUAUUAAAGCUUAUUGGCAUAAACAACGAUUAGCUAAAAGUUUAGAGAAACGUCAACAACAACAACAUCACCGCCAACAACAACAGAAUGUUCAUUUCAUUGAUACAUUACAACAUAAUGGUGGACAAUUGUUUCAUGAGAAGAAUGGUACCAUUAAACAAAUAAAUGGUUAUGAUAAAUCUCAUAUAAAUAAGUUAACAUUACAUAAAAUUGAUUAAUAGUCAAAACAUGAUUUAUUUAUCUGACACAAAGUAAUCAGUUUUAUUUGUAACCAUGUUUGUUUUUGUUUGUUUUGAAGAAGAAGAAGAAGAACAAAUAGCUUAUUUUCCUUUCUCCCUGCCUCCUUCCUUCCCCCCACCCCUCCAAGUCAAAUGUUUAAGGGGUCAUUUCUAGGAGUUUCUCUUAAAGAAAAACACGACUUUGAUUUUGUAAUUUCUCUUACAGUUACUCACUAUUCAAUACAUGUACACAUAUCAUCUAUUCAAAUAUUAUUUUCUUAUAUCAUAUAACAAGAUGAUGAUAUGAGAUCUUUUAGGAAGGAAUCAAACUUUAUUUAAAUAACCCUCUGUCAAACUGUAAUCUGUAUAUAUCAGUUACAUGAAGUGAGUUUUUUUGUUGUUGGAAGAUAUUUACUUUUAUGUAAUUGACUAUUGUUUGACAAAAAAAAGAUGAAUGAGGAUUUUGAUCAUACAUCCUCAAAUAGGCCAUAGUACAUCCACUGGAAUAUCUCUGGGUAUAUCUAUGUAUGUGUUUGUUCGUUUGCACAUCUCCUUCACACCUCAUUUGUUGCUCUUUUCAAUCUCUGUAAAAUUGUACGAAUUGUGUAUAAAUUAUUAGUAGUAUAUGUUUCUCUUAUCUUACGUCUGUUACUCCUAGAGGAGCAUAGGCCACCGACCAGUAUUCUCCAACUCACUCUAUCCUGGGUCUUAUUUUCUAGUUCCAUCCAAUUCUUGUUCAUCUUUCUAUUGUCUAUCUCCAUUUCCCGGCGUAAUGUGUUUUUUUGGUAUUCCUCUUUUCCUUUGGCCUUGAGGAUUCCAUGUGAGGACUUGUCUUGUGACGUAGUUGGGUACUUUCCUCAAUGUGUGUCCUCUCCACUUCCAGCGUUUCUUCCUGAUUUCUUCUUCCGCUGGAAUAGUAUAUGUAUACAUAUCAUAAAAUAUUGUAAGUAUAUGUAUAUGUAUAAUAAAAAAUUCUUGAUUUUUACUACUGUUA
Messenger RNA from Schistosoma margrebowiei, 2062 nucleotides. NCBI's taxonomy places the organism in Eukaryota, Metazoa, Platyhelminthes, Trematoda, Strigeidida, Schistosomatidae. The record is from the annotation of a GenBank genome assembly.